UGACUUUGGAUUUGUAUCUUGUUUUAUUCGCAAGUUCGGCAACGACUUGGGUUCAACGCUUGAAGCGAGCCUGUGGGUAUACAGAUAUCAUUCUUGCACUUAUACAGGCGAAAACUACACGGAAACGAUCUAGAAUCUCCUAACUAAGCUAACUAGGACACAUCUUGUAUAUGACGUCGUCACGAGAUACUGACGCGGAAACAGAUGUCACGGUAACUUACUCCAUAAUGCACCGCAUGCAAACGCCGCCCUAUGAGCCUCGUACUUCUAGUACUAUACCGGAUCCUGCUGGUAGUUCUGCAAGACCGAAUCCUGUCAUGAACCUAGCUCCGAAAUUAAUUUAUGGGACAGCAUGGAAGGGAGAUAACACAGCUCGCCUUGUGAUAAGCGCCUUUCUCCAAGGUUUCCGAGCUGUAGACACAGCAUGUCAGCCAAAACACUACAGAGAAGAUCUUGUGGGGGAGGCCUUGGAGAUUCUCCAAGACAAGCAUAGUAUAAAGCGAGAGGAUGUCUACAUUCAAACAAAAUUCACCCCCUUUCCUGGUCAAGACCCAACCAAGCCCCUCCCAUAUAACCCCCGAGACAGUAUCCCUGCCCAGAUCAAAAGUUCCCUUUCCAAAUCACUGGCUAGCUUGCAUACGUCAUAUCUCGAUGCUUACCUUCUCCACUCCCCUCUCCGAACUUUGCCCUUAACGGUAGAAGCCUGGCGUACGCUUAUGGCUGCACAGGAUGAGGGAACUGUGCGCGCCAUUGGGAUUAGCAACGUGUACGAUGUUGGGGUACUGAAAGCGCUGGAAAAAGAAAGAAAAGUGCAGAUAGUACAAAACAGGUGGUAUGAAGGUAAUGCCUGGGACAAAGAGGUCUGGGCGUAUUGUAAGGAGAAUGGAAUUAUCUACCAGUCGUUUUGGACACUGACGGGUUCCCCGGCGUUGCUAACACACUCGCACACCACCUCUCUUGCAGAUAGACUAGACGUCACAGCUGCGCAGGUGCUCUUCAAGCUUGCCCAACUAAACAACGUCGUCCCUCUCAGUGGAACCACAAGUGAACUGCACAUGCAGCAAGAUCUCGCUGCAGAGCGCAUAGUAUUCGAGAAGGAGAUGCUCGACGAUUAUAAAAGAAUUACAGAUCUGAUAUGGAAAUGAGGAAGACGUCCAGUGCAUGCUGUGCACACUUACUUUAUUUUGAAGAUAAGAGCAAGAGAAUAGUAGCAAUAGUUAUGAAGUUCUUCCAGAAUCCGCGACAUUGGUUGUUACAGUAAUUUCAUGCUCGUUGGGUGGUGAA
Molecule: messenger RNA, 1284 nt
Organism: Suillus subalutaceus
Lineage: Eukaryota; Fungi; Basidiomycota; Agaricomycetes; Boletales; Suillaceae
Product: NADP-dependent oxidoreductase domain-containing protein
Exons: 6
Coding region: 171-1145 (324 amino acids)
Molecular function (GO): oxidoreductase activity
Source: RefSeq, a predicted model, not a curated record